Messenger RNA from Hibiscus syriacus, 2657 nucleotides. Its product is annotated as protein FAM135B-like. The transcript is spliced from 15 exons. Lineage: Eukaryota; Viridiplantae; Streptophyta; Magnoliopsida; Malvales; Malvaceae. The record is from RefSeq and is a predicted model, not a curated record.
AUGGUAAUGAAUAUCAGAGAAGCCGUAGGUGCUCAAAGCAAUGGUCCAAAUGAAUUCUCUGAUAGACGAGGACAAGCAAAAAGGUUACCAGAUUCAAUGCCGCCCUCGGGUAAAUUACAGCCGGUGGUCGUGUUGGAUGCUACCCACGAGAUUGCAAUUUACAUCCAUAGGUUUCAUAACCUUGAUCUUUUCCAGCAAGGAUGGUAUCAACUCAAGAUUACAGUCAGAUGGGACAAUGAAGCAUCUGCUUCUCCCGCGAUGCCUUCCAGAGUCUUACAAUAUGAAGCUCCAAACUUGGGUUGUGAGGGUGGACGAUAUGGAGUGUGGAAGAUUGAUGAAAAAGAUAACAGUUUUGCAACGCAGCCUUUUCGAAUCAAAUAUGCAAGACAGGAUGUUCUUUUAUUUACCAUGGUUGCAUUUGAUUUACCUCUUAAGGGAAAAGAAUGUCCUUACUCAUCAGCUGUCAUUUUGAAGUUUGAGCUUUUAUAUGCUCCUCUGUUGGAAAAUGGUUCUGAGUUUCAGGCUUCUCCAGAUAGUAACCCUGCUGCCAUCCAUGAAUUUCGGAUCCCUGCUAAAGCUCUUUUAGGACUGCAUUCCUACUGCCCUGUUUAUUUUGAUGCAUUUCAUGCUGUUCUUGUGGAUGUAAGUGUUCACAUCACUCUCCUAAAAGCUGGUUCUAUCCAAGACUCAAUGAAGGUACCCAGGUUUGUCGCAGAUUCUAGAAAUAGUGAAUCUUUGUGGAAAUGAUGAAAGGGAAAUGGUGGUUUUAUUUAUAAAUUUGUGUUGAAUCAAACGGAUCGUAGUGACCUGAAACUGGUCAGGCUUGUGAAGGCAUUACUAGAUGCUCGUGAAACCUUGAUUGUAGAGCUACAACAACUUAGCAAUGCCAUUAACCAAACUGUUGAUUUGAUUAAAUUUACAUCCACAAUGAAUGAUACAAGGUUAUUUGAUUCAUCCUUGCAAGCAAAUCAGGUUACUGAUGAUAAUGAAGACUCUGGACAAGGCAAGCCACAAAAUGGUCCUGAGGUCCUUGCUUUAUUUUACGAUUUUCAAAGUGAUCAAUUGCCCCAGAACUUAUCCAAGGAUGAUUUAACCAGAAUGUUUAAUCUAUAUGGUGAUCAGGUGUUAUAUGUAUGGAGCACUUUUCUCACUUUCCACAGGGAUAAUAAAACAAGGAUAAUGGAAGUCCUUCAUGAUGCAUGGGCUAAGGAUAGAAAAGCUGAAUGGUCAAUAUGGAUGGUUUACUCUAUGGUUGAAAUGCCCCAUCAUUAUAUAAACCGCAGUUUUAAGGAGACUACCCACCAUGUCUUGCAUAAGAGGGGUUCAAGUUUGUGGAAGUUAUCUGAUGAUCCUGUGCAUAUGUCAGAAAUGAAGGCUGACCUUCAUCGACGGAGUAUCUCACAAAUGAAGAUUAACAGUCGGUCAAUCCAAGACAUGCAAAUAUUUGGAGAUCCUUCAGCAAUUCCUAUUGCAAUUGUAGAACGCGUUAUGAAUGCACCUCGUCGUAGUCUGAGUUAUAACUCAUACAUGAAUUAUUUGGAUGCUGUAGAUUCAGUUGCCUCACAUUCUGAUAUUAGUUCUAAAGAAGGGAAAAAGCCACCACGUGCAACUGCUGCAAAAAGAGGCCGUGAUUUGAAGGUUGUUGUCUUUGUACAUGGAUUUCAGGGGCAUCAUCUGGAUUUGCGGCUUGUUCGCAACCAAUGGCUUUUAAUAGAUCCCAAAAUCGAGUUUCUCAUGUCAGAGGCAAAUGAGGAUAAAACAUCUGGAGACUUCAGAGAAAUGGGACUGAGGCUGGGGCAGGAAGUAGUACAUUUUAUUAAAAAGAAAGUGGGUAAAGCUUCAAGAUAUGGACGAUUAGGAGAGAUCAAACUUAGUUUUGUCGGGCACUCUAUUGGAAACGUCAUAAUAAGAACAGCAAUAGCAGAUAGUGUUAUGGAACCUUACCGGAGAUACCUUCACACAUACCUAUCUCUAUCUGGUCCACACUUGGGAUAUUUAUACAGCUCAAAUUCUUUAUUCAAUUCCGGGUUGUGGCUUUUGAAGAAGUUCAAAGGGACCCAAUGCAUCCAUCAGCUUACUUUCACCGAUGACCCCAAUAUCCAUAACACUUUCUUCUACCAACUUUGUAAGAAAAAAACUCUGGAAAAUUUCAAGAAUAUAAUCCUCUUCUCCUCACCCCAGGAUGGUUAUGUUCCAUAUCAUUCGGCAAGGAUCGAGUCAUGCCGGGCAGCGUCCAUGGACCACUCGAAAAAGGGAAAAGCAUUUUUGGAAAUGUUGAAUGCCUGCUUGGACCAGAUACGAGCUUCUACGACUGAAGAUCGGGUGUUCAUGCGAUGUGAUGUCAACUUUGACACAUCCUGUCAUGGCAAGAACUUAAACUCAUUCAUUGGACGAGCUGCUCAUAUCGAGUUUUUGGAGUCGGACAUUUUUGCUCGAUUCAUAAUGUGGUCAUUUCCAAAUAUAUUUAAAUAAUUAUUUCUGUUGUUCCACCUAUAAUGAAUCCCCAGUCUCCAGAUUGGUUGCCAAAUGCAGAGCCAGUGAUUUUGGUUUCUGGUUUUCGAGCAUCAAUGUGAAAGAAGAGCAACAUUUGCAUGCGUUUUGGUGUAUAGGUUGGAGUCUAGCCGCCAGAUGAUUACAAAAGAAAUUGUUAUAUAAGU